Molecule: messenger RNA, 1902 nt
Organism: Daphnia pulex (common water flea)
Lineage: Eukaryota; Metazoa; Arthropoda; Branchiopoda; Diplostraca; Daphniidae
Exons: 3
Coding region: 198-1760 (520 amino acids)
Biological process (GO): regulation of proteolysis; proteasome-mediated ubiquitin-dependent protein catabolic process
Cellular component (GO): nucleus; cytoplasm
Molecular function (GO): ubiquitin protein ligase binding
Source: RefSeq, a predicted model, not a curated record
GCCAUUCUUUACGUUUUUGUCUAGUCUCCAGACGUAUGGUUUGAGCACAGACGGUUUGAGCUUCAGCAGUUUGGUGAUUAAACGUUAAAGUGUUGUGAAUAGUUGUGCAGCACUUACAGUGCGUGAUUUUGAUUGCAUUAGAUUGAUUGUCUGACUUGUCUACGAUGACGCAUGAGCGUCUUUGAAAAAGAAAUUAAAUGUUUCAUCAGCACACUUCAAAUCUUAAGUCAUUACCUGGAAACAAAUCAUCCAGAAUCUCUCAGAUGUCAAAGGUUUCUUCGGAUGGCACCCGACGCCCUCGGACUCAAAAUGCUCUAACUUCUAGACAGAGUAGAGCCAGGUUUGAGGAGCCACAGUGUGUAACACUUAGUAGCGAUGAAGAUGAUGACUCCUUUCAGGAAACAAAAAAACUCAAAUGUGAUGGUACUCACAAAUCCUCUGAAAAAUUGGAUGAAAACCCUUCAAUUGUGAUUCAAGUACAGCCCAAUAUUAUAGAAAGUGAAGCUUCAAAGGGUGUCUCGAUGGAUUUGCCUGUUGAUACAGAAGAGAAUCUUGAAUCAAACGAUAUGCUCCUCUGGAAAGAAGGUGGAUUGAAUGGGCCUUUCUUUGCCGUAAACUGCCGAUCUGUUCGUAUUGGAUCAUAUAAGAUUGUUCCAGUGGGACGUGUGUUAUUCUCAUCCGAAGGAAUUAUGCUGCAAGCUCCAGUAUUUCACAACCACAACGGGCCAUCAGAAAAGAGUGCUGUUUGUGUCAAUGUAGUUAUCCCAAGUCAGCAACUAUUAAAAGUGGACGCUUAUUUCAGCCGAAAGCUUCAAGUCAUCUUCCUAAAUGUUGGUCCAAGCUGGUGUCGCCAGCUUUCAAAAAAAUUAGGGCUAUCCAAAAGUGGCCCAUAUUGGGAUUUUGCUAGCGAAGACGAAAAUAAAAAACGAUUGACACUUUUUCCCAAUGAUUUGGACGAUGCAGCGAAGAACGCAAUCAAACAAGUUUUCGUUUCUCAAGGUGUUUAUCACGAAAUUGAUCAUACCGAGGCCAGACGACUCUUGAUUAUUUCCUCCAGCCUCCAACCUCCAGAAAUUCGUGAUGCGCUUAAACGUCUCACCGCGAGCACUGCUGUAUCAGCAGAAGCGAGUGUUUCGACAACUGAAACGCAAGAUGUGAAUGGUGAUGGCAAAGAAGACUCGUACAAAGUUGAAUUACGUUACGUUGCCAAUACCGGUCACGGUGAAAUGAAUGUCAUCAAACAUAUGACGAACCUGUUUGUUCAGCAAUCAAACUGCGAUGUUCAGUUCUGUUUCAAAGGAAGCCGAAUAAAAGUUGGCGGGCACGCUACCAUCUUGGCAGCCAGAAGUCCCGUUUUUGCUGCCAUGUUCCAGCACGACAUGCAGGAGAAGAAGACGGGAAAAGUCGUGAUAAAAGACAUCAAGCCAAACAUUUUCAAUGACCUGCUUCACUACAUCUACUCCGGCCGGACUUCAGCCCCACUGAAUGAGAAGACUGCCCAGCUGAUGUUUAUGGCCGCCGACAAGUACAACAUCGACGACCUGAAAGAAUAUUGCGCCACUUUCAUUCUCUCCCAAAUUCAGGCGACCAACGCCCUCGACCUGUUGAUCUGGGCACACCUGAACUCGAUCGAGAAAAUCAAGGAAGCUUCUCUUAAUUUCGUGGCCGCCAACGGAAAAGUGAUUUUCAAAACGAGCGAGUGGGAGAAAAUUAUCACUGCCCACCCAGAUCUCUGUUUGUUAGUCACCCGACGAGUGUAAAGAAAGGUGGUUUGAAAAAUCUACGAACGUUACAUUUGUAGUUUAUUUUCAUUACACGUCGUAGGCCCACGCAAUUAACUAUUGUGAAACGAAUGCAUUUUUUUUUUACUAUUGGUUUUGAAUACAGACACUUUUCAAGAAA